Messenger RNA from Nicotiana tabacum (common tobacco), 2118 nucleotides. The record is from RefSeq and is a predicted model, not a curated record. NCBI's taxonomy places the organism in Eukaryota, Viridiplantae, Streptophyta, Magnoliopsida, Solanales, Solanaceae.
AUGGAGCCAAAGCAACAAGCAAAAAAAUUGGAAAGGUACAAAAACAAGAUAGGACUUGCACAGGCCAUUUCAAAUGUUUCCAACAAGAUCUGGGCUCUUAUAGAUGAGGUAUUUGAGGUAACUGUUAUGUACAAUAUGGUGCAACAAUUAACACUAAGAUUGUUUCAUACUGAAUCGCAUGUGGAGUUUGUCCUAACAUUGAUAUACACAAAAUGUGAUGCAAUUGAGAGGAUAGAAUUAUGGGAUUCAUUAUAUGCAAUGGCAAGGGAUAUGGAAGCACCAUGGCUUGUAGGAGGUGAUUUCAAUGUAAUAUGGGACGAAGAAGAGAAGUUUGGUGGGUUACCUGUGUCAUUGAAUGAAAUUGAUGAUUUUCGACACUGCAUCAACACUUGCAAUCUAUUCGACCUCGGAUUUAAAGGAAUAGAGGUGCAGCAUUUGUCAAAGACUGGUUCUGAUCAUAGUCCAAUGUAUCUGAAGUGUGAUAUUGAGACUCCACCUAUAAAAAAACCUUUCAAGUUCUUAAAUUUUUGGGUGGAACAUGUUACUUUUAAAGAUGUGGUGAAAGAGAAUUGGUCUGCUAAUUUCAGUGCAAAUCCUUAUAUUCUUUUUAAUCACAAGUUAAAAAAAUUAAAGAAAGCCCUUUCAUUGUGGAGUACAUCUACAUUUGGAGAUAUUUUACAAAAGAUAGCAAGUAUGGAGGAGGUAGUGAUGGUUCAUGAAGCAGAAUUUGAAGCAAAUCCUACAGGGAUGAACAAGGAAAGACUACAAAAGGUCCAGGCAGAAUUGAUUAAAUGUCUUGCACUAGAGGAGAAAUAUUGGCAACAAAAGGCAGGCAUGACUUGGUUCAAGGAAGGGGAUAGGAACACAAAUGGAGGAACCUGGAUUGAAGAAGAACAAGAAAUUGCACAAGAGGCUAUCAAAUUCUACGAGGAACAGUUCACAGAAGCAUCUACUCCUUCAUCAUUUGAUAUCGUAGAGCAUAUUCCUAAUCUGAUUAACAUAGAGCAGAAUGCAGAAUUGAUUAAGCAACCAACAAAAGAGGAGGUUAAAGUGGCAGUACUCGGACUUAAUGGUGAUAGUGCUGGGGGGCCAGAUGGUAUGACAGGCAAAUUCUAUCAUUCUUGUUGGGACAUAAUAGGGGAUGACAUGUAUGACAUGGUGAGGGCUCUUUUCAAUGGUCAUGAGCUACCCAAGUGUGUAACACACACAAACCUAGUUCUGUUACCAAAGAAAAAAGAAGUUACCACCUUUUCUGAUUUAAGACCAAUAAGCCUCAGUAACUUUUCUAAUAAGGUUAUAUCGAGGGUGGUACAUGAAAGGCUAGUGAAAUUUCUCCCAAGUCUGAUAUCGGAGGAACAGUCAGGUUUUGCUAAGGGCAGGAAUAUAGUAGAAAAUAUCCUUCUAACUCAAGAGAUAGUGACUGACAUUAGGCUUAGAACUAACGUUGGACCUAAUGUCAUCCUGAAGCUAGAUAUGACCAAAGCUUAUGAUAGAUUAUCUUGGCUAUUCCUAACCAAGGUACUAAGAAAAAUGGGAUUCACAGAAAGGUUGAUAGGGAUUGUCUUUGAAUUAGUUUCAAACAAUUGGGUGAUAUAUCAAGUUUCAUCAAAUCUCCAGGCAUUGGUGAAAGUGAGAAAGCCUGGGAUGGACAUGGUACCUUACAAAUGGCAAGAUCUUUUAGCUAUGAUGGAAAAUUUCACUCCUAAACUUAAGGUGCAAAAGGGUUUAAAGAAAAAUGGGAUGGAUCGACACUUCCAUGUAGUUAUGGAGAGCAUGCGAUUCUCCUCAAAAUGGGAGCAUGGAAAACAUGAUGGGAAUUUCAAGUUCUGGACAGAAAUAGAUGCCAAUUCGUUUGGAGUUUGCACCAGCAUGCUAGGGAAUUUCGAAUAUUGGCAGGUUUAUAAUUGUUUAAUGCUGGAAGAUGAAGGGAACUCGAGAACUAGUAAAACGAGUGGAACAAACUUCAGAAUGCGCUUUGGAAACAUAAGACAAACCAAAUGCUCGACAAAAGAUGAAAGCUCAUGUUCUGAAGAAUAUUACAAACACAUGGGCUCAACAACAAGUAUGGUGGAAAAUCGUGUUCGAGGAAAAGCAAAGCAAAUAUGCGCAACUUUUUAG